AUGUCAAGUCUUGGAGGGCUUGGACUUCUUGGAGGGCUCGGUGCAGGAUACGGUGGUGGAUACAGUGGCUACGGUGGUCUCCUGAGUGCUGGUAACUAUACCGUUGGAUACAGCCUUUCCAAUGGAUACAUCCACGGAAACUACGUUGGAAACCAGUACGGAGGACUGAGUGGGCUAUUGCAUAGUCGUACCCACGUGCCCGGCAAACGAAGAGCUGAUCUUGAACCUGUAUUAGGCCUAGUAGGACUUGGUAGACUCGGCUACGGAGGCCAUGGACUUGGCGGUUUACGCCUAGGCCUAAACGGAGGAUAUGGUGGUGGAUAUGGUGGCUACGGAGUUCUCUUGAACGCUGGAAACUAUGCCAACGGAUACAGCCAUUCCAAUGAGUAUAGUCAUGAAAACCACAUUGGUAACCAAUACGGAGGACUAGGUGGGCUGCCCCAUGGCCAUACCCAUUUGCUUGGAAGGUGA
Messenger RNA from Macrobrachium nipponense, 471 nucleotides. Its product is annotated as acanthoscurrin-2-like. The transcript is spliced from 2 exons. Lineage: Eukaryota; Metazoa; Arthropoda; Malacostraca; Decapoda; Palaemonidae. The coding region runs from base 1 to 471 and encodes 156 amino acids. The record is from RefSeq and is a predicted model, not a curated record.